Molecule: messenger RNA, 2589 nt
Organism: Choloepus didactylus (southern two-toed sloth)
Lineage: Eukaryota; Metazoa; Chordata; Mammalia; Pilosa; Megalonychidae
Gene: ASAH1
Product: N-acylsphingosine amidohydrolase 1
Exons: 15
Coding region: 256-1467 (403 amino acids)
Biological process (GO): fatty acid metabolic process
Cellular component (GO): lysosome
Molecular function (GO): fatty acid amide hydrolase activity; N-acylsphingosine amidohydrolase activity
Source: RefSeq, a predicted model, not a curated record
GCAGCCUCUUUACGGGCUUUGUGGUUUCGUGCGUAGCGAUGUGGGUGCAUUUGAACCUCAUCCCUUGUCGGUUCGGCAUAGGCUGUGAAAGUACAGAACCGUUCAAGGAAAGUCGAGUCUCUGCAGAAUGGCUGGGUGUGAUUUGCACGCUAAAUUUGACUAAUUAUACUUGUGCUAACAGUUCCAGACACUCGCAUCCUGAAUUGUGUGGAGAAAAAGUUCCAAUCGACUUCCGUAUAUAACUCGACGUAUUGAAUGAUGACUUUGACAAUCUCUGCCUGGUGGCGAGGAUUUUCUAUAUACAAGGUCAUGUCAUCUAAAAAUGAAGAUGGUUUUACUUCUUCCUUUCCAAUCCAGUGGACAGAAGAUUGCAGAAAAUCAACAUAUCCUCCUUCUGGACCAACCUACAGGGGUCCAGUUCCUUGGUACACCAUAAAUCUUGAUUUACCACCCUACAAAAGAUGGCAUGAAUUGAUGACUGACAAGACACCAGCGAUAAAGCUUAUCCUUAAUUCCAUGAAGGAUUUUGUAAAUGCAUUUGUACCAAGUGGAAAAAUUAUGGAGCUAGUGGAUCGAAAGUUGCCUGGUCUACUCAGCCACCUUCCUGACCCUUGUGGGGAAGAGAUAGAGGGGAUUGCAGCUGUUACUGGCAUACCUUUAGGUGAGGUUAUUGCCUUCAAUAUUUUCUAUGAAUUUUUUACCUUGUGUACUUCAAUAGUGACAGAAGACAAGGAAGGUGAUCUACUGCAUGGUAGAAACAUGGACUUUGGAAUAUUUCUUGGGUGGAAUAUAAAUAAUAACACCUGGGUCAUAACCGAACAACUAAAACCUUUAACAGUGAAUUUGGAGUUCCGAAGAAACAAUAAAACCGUCUUCAAGGCUACAAGCUUUGCUGGCUAUGUGGGCAUGUUAACAGGAUUCCAACCAGGACGGUUUAGUCUUACGCUAAAUGAACGUUUCGCUCCAAGUGGCGGUUAUUUGGGUAUCUUAGAAUGGAUUUUGGGAAAGAGAGACGCCAUGUGGAUAGGGUUUAUAAUGAGAUCGGUUCUGGAAAAUGCCACAAGUUAUGAAGAAGCCAAGAAUAUCUUGACCACAACCAAGAUAGUGGCCCCAGCAUACUUUAUCCUGGGAGGCCACCAGUCUGGGGAGGGUUGUGUGAUCACACGAGACAGAAAAGGUUCUUUGGACGUAAAUGAGCUCAACCCUAAGCAGGGUAAAUGGUAUGUGGUACAAACAAAUUAUGACCGUUGGAAAAAUCCCUUCUUCCUUGAUGAUCGUAGAACACCUACAAAGAUGUGUCUAAACAGGACAACCCAAGAGCAUAUCUCAAUUGCAACCAUAUAUGAUGUUCUAUCAACAAAGCCUGUCCUCAACAAGCUGACUGUAUACACCACCUUGAUGGAUGUUACCAAAGGUCACUAUGAAACUUACCUGCGGGAUUGCCCAGACCCUUGCAUAGGGUGGUGAGCACGCGUCCGGCCUACUGAAUGAGCUCUUUGCAGCCGGAAGAUGCUCGUCUCCAAUAUGGCUGCCUGGGGCAGCCAUCGCUACUCACGCCAAAGACUUCUAAGAAGUGUCGUGCUUCCCUUUGAAGCACGAGCUUGUUCUUCUUAAUUGUUUACAAUUCAAAGGCUAUUUUUGCCAUUACAGCUGAUUUUUCUUACAGAUAACAUCUUCCUAGUGAAGUAUAACAAUCAUCUAGAAUUAAUUUGCUGAGUUUCAUUUCACUUUGAUAUUACUGGAGGAUUGGAGAUGGGCAGCUAAACGAUGGUGGGGCCCAGCUCCAUUGAAUAAAAUGAGAUGGCCUAUGGGUGUUGAAUACAGUGCAUCUGUGUGAGAACUGGUAAAACUAAAAUGGUACCCAUUAUUCAGUUUUUUCCUUUUACCUGCAUAUUUGUAUGCUUUGUUGUAUAGCAGUCUUUCCCCCUGGUUCUAACUACUAUUAGAAUUAAUAUACUAUUCCACUGCUGCUGUGAUAGCAGUGUAAUAUAACUUCUUUUGAUUGGGGGUGAGAGGAGCGGAGAAGAAAAAGACAUGUUCAGUUGUAUUUUUCUCUUAAUGGUCAACAAAUGGGCCUUUGACUAGGUGAAUAGAAGUACUUUUGGGGGUUUGUGAAUUAAUCAGUAUGCAAGGCAGUUUUUUAUGUAAAGAACUGAAGUGUUCACUUUUUUCAUAAUUAUUCUCCCUUCCAGUAAUCCCAGGAAGUUGUUAACUUUAGAAGUUGAGUCUCAGGUUCUGUGAAUUAACAAUAAAUAAAUAGGUCAAAGAUAUAUGGGAAAUACAAGGUAAACCUAUUAUUUUAAAUUCUCGUAACUAUUAUUCAUUAAAUAUUUAAAUAGAUUCUUAGUUUGUCCUUCUGAUCAACAGUUUUUCUUUCUUUUAAGUAUAGUCAUUGAGAAUGUUUUCCAGAAAUUAGAAUUUAUGGAAAGUGCUUGUUAAAUUAUUAACAAAGAACUUGUUAAUAACCUUUUUAACUUUCAAAAUUAACUGAAAUGUAUGCCAAUUGGGCAAGACUGUAUCCAGUUAGUUUUUGUAUAAUGUCUGUCUGUAUUCGUGACACUCAAUAAACAGUCAUUGGAAGCAGUGUCA